Epinephelus fuscoguttatus (brown-marbled grouper) is the source of this 2827-nucleotide messenger RNA. It is a transcript of the gene efcab7, whose product is annotated as EF-hand calcium binding domain 7. The transcript has 13 exons. Bases 221 to 2101 code for a protein of 626 amino acids. The record is from RefSeq and is a predicted model, not a curated record. Gene Ontology annotation, molecular function: calcium ion binding. Lineage: Eukaryota; Metazoa; Chordata; Actinopteri; Perciformes; Serranidae.
UGAACACCGAUGAGUUUUUGUUUACCUAGCAACAGAGCGCAAGAUAGCAACGGUGUUUGGCGAAUGUCACCGCUAACGCGAAUGUGAUCCAAUAAAAGGGACGCUUCAUGUUUUUAGGGUGUAGUGAAAAAGUAAAAAUAAACGCAUUUAGCUUGAAUUAGCCGCCAUAUUUGGCUGUCGUCUUGUUGUUGCUAAAUUAGCUUGCUAACGGUGACCAAAGAUGUCUUUUCAAGAGUCACCUCGUCCUUCUGAUGAAGAGGAGGCUUUCUACAUACAGUGCAGAGCCGCGUACCUCGCAGUGUUUAGAUCUAGUUUGACAAAUAUCGCUUCCAAACAGCAGCUAUGUCGUGCUCUGCAGCAGGCUGGCAGAAAUCCAACCCAUGCAACUCUCAAUAAAUACUGGACCCCGAGGAUGUCCAAACUGAACUUUGAUGACUUCUGUGAAAUUCUCAAGAAUGAGAAAAAAACUGAGGAGACAGAACUAAUGAGAGCCUUUAAAAGGAUGGAUGUGAACGGUGAUGGCUAUAUCUCACACAGUGAACUGGAGAAGGCCCUUACCACUAGAGGAGAGAAAAUGACCACUGAGGAGGUGAAUGCUAUUUUCGCGUUAGCUGACAUCAACAAAGACGGCAAGCUGGAUUAUGCAGAAUUCUGCAGAUUGCUCGUGUCUACAGUAGAGCAGUGUCAAGUGGCUGCUUUGGAGAGGCUCGAGGCUAACGCCAAACUGAAGAGACAGAACUUUGGCAGUCAGUCAUACAGCCCUCCUAAGAGCUCAGUGUCAUCAGCAUCAUCAGCAACAGCAGCAGCAGUGCAAGCAGCAGUGACUCUCCCCCAGCCUCCUGAAACACCCUGGGCAGAAUCAGACAUGACACUCAAGAAGGACAGCAGAUCAUCCUCCCGGCCUUCCUCCGCUCGCAGCAGACGGUCGUCCCUGUCGAACUCAAUCACUAUGACAUCCAGCAGCACUAAAGCCAGCAAAAUCCCAGAGCCGUCAGGAUUACAGGAGUGGCUUCACAGGUACACGAGGGGCUGUUUCUUCUUGGAGGACGAUGGAAGCAUCGGCUCUCUGCAGUACCAGCUCCACAUCCCCCAGACAACUAACGUCUACCUCACCAUCCAACCACUCAGCCUCAGCCACGGACCAGACAAGCCGUCUUCAUGGAUGACAGUGGACACAGCUCUUUUUGUCAUGUCAGCUGGUGAAACCAAAGAGGACUCAACUUUUGUGUGUUUCACUGAGUCGAAAGACAAAGAAAAGUAUGUUUGGAAAGGAGAAUUGCAUGCUGGGACUUACUACCUGCUGCCCUUCACCAGUGGCUGCAAACUAAAGAAAAGGAGCAAAAAGAGCCUUUCUAAUAAACCAGUAGAGCUCGUCUACAGGACUGACACUGGAGAGCUAGACCUCACCCGGGAGCUCAGGGAGGUGCUGUCUGACAUCUUUGAGGUGAUAGACCUGGAUGGGAAUGGGUUGCUCAGUUUGGAGGAGUACAACUUCUUUGAGCUGAGGACCAGUGGGGAGAAAUGUGACAAGGAUGCCUGGGCUGUCUGCAAAGAGAACUUUGAUAUGAGGAAGAACCAGCUGACCCGGCAGGGCUUCAUGGAGCUGAACCUGAUGGAGGCCACGGAGAAAGAUGGAGACCCCGCGGACCUGUGGGUCACCCUGGAAGCCAUGGGCUACAACCGAAUGUUGGAGCUGGUAGAGGCUUGUCCAUUCCAGAUAGACGUACACUGUGAAGGCACUCAGCCAUCCGUCCAACCAUUCAGCAUGGACUCAGGGCCCAAGCUUUUGAACCAGGCCGUCCAGAAGUCCAUCACAGCCAGAACAGGGGCCAAAGCACUGAGGGGACAAGACAACGUCUUUGUCUACACCUACAGAGGAGAACACAGGAUCUCCUCCCUCAUAGCCAACAAGACUAACCAGAAAGUGACUGUCCAUGUAAACAACGAGCAGAGCAGAAACUGCUGCAGCAGCAGAGGCAUGAGUGUGUUUGCUGUCGAGGUGCCAGGCAGGACUAAGAUGGUGUGCCAACACGUCCUGCCCAUUAAUGAGAGACAGGAUUGGACCUACAACUGUGUGGAGACCAUACUACCUUGCACAUAAAGCUGCACCCUCAUCACUCACCUGUGCUACUGAUACAGAGAAGUGAUGGGCAAAGAUUAUUCAUACACCAGUGCUUUCAAAAAGGAUAUAUGACAAAGAGAAACUGUUAAAUAUCCACUGACAAUGUGAUAACUGUUGUCACUGGUUGGAUUAAUAGAUGUUAUGUGUAAUUGUACUGUAAAUAACAAGGUCCAAAAGGAACACUGCAGAAUCAUUUUAACUUUUAGAAGCCCACCAUUCAACGCUUGCCUGUAAGUUUUAUAAAGCCUCAUAUGUCAGGCAGCAACACCAGAAGCUGAGACCCUCUGGCUGCUUGUGGCCAGCAGCUUGAGAACAGUGUCUCAGAAACUCAGUGACUGGAUGCAUCAGAGGUGUUAGCCAUUGAUGCCAAUGAGAAGUGGUCACCGUAGUCAUAAAGUACAACUAAUAAUAGUUGUUACUGCUUUUGUCGUGCCUUUGUAUGUGGGACAGAAAUUUCUUUAACCAUAAUUAACAUUUUAAAUAUAUACAAUGUUUAGAUCAAGGGUUAAAUUGCCAACAUGACUCUUUUUUUAUAUAUUUCAUUCUCUAAAUGGAGGCUGUUGUCACGGUGAAUUGACAGUAGAUGUAAUAAUUUUGAAAAAAGUACUCUUGUGUCUGCUACUUUAUGUAACAUCAAUAUACAUUUUGUCACAGUAAUUGAGAAUAUUGUAGAAUAGAGUAUUAUUUCAGUGAGGUUAUGCAUUA